Messenger RNA from Thamnophis elegans (Western terrestrial garter snake), 1641 nucleotides. It is a transcript of the gene GMPR2, whose product is annotated as guanosine monophosphate reductase 2. Gene Ontology annotation, cellular component: GMP reductase complex. Gene Ontology annotation, biological process: nucleotide metabolic process. The record is from RefSeq and is a predicted model, not a curated record. Lineage: Eukaryota; Metazoa; Chordata; Lepidosauria; Squamata; Natricidae. Gene Ontology annotation, molecular function: GMP reductase activity. Bases 221 to 1267 code for a protein of 348 amino acids. The transcript has 11 exons.
CGGAGACCUUGGAAACCGGGAGAGGCUGCGCGGUCCGCUUUUUACUCCUGUAGGGGAGCGCCAAAAGACCGGAAGCGGGCGGAAAGCGAAAACCGGAGAAACCGGAAGCGGGAAUGACGGGAAUGGCCCGCUGGAAAUCGAGGCUGAUGGUCACACGGAGGUCAUAAAUAUUUAUUGGCAGCAGUCUUCGGUUCAACGCAAUUCCCCCACGGAAUCCAAAAUGCCCCACAUAGAUAAUGACAUCAAACUGGACUUCAAGGAUGUCCUCCUGAGACCAAAAAGGAGUACGCUCAAAUCCCGGAGCGAGGUGGACCUCCUGAGAUCCUUCACCUUCCGUAACUCCAAGCAGACCUACACGGGGAUACCCAUCAUCGCGGCCAACAUGGACACCGUGGGGACCUUUGAGAUGGCCAAGGCCUUGUCCAAGUUCUCCCUCUUCACAGCCAUCCACAAGCACUGCGCUUUGCAGGAGUGGAAGGAAUUCGCAGCUCAGAAUCCGGAUUGUCUCCAGAACGUGGCAGCCAGCACCGGGACGUCCGAAUUGGAGCACUUGGAGCAAGUCCUGGAGGCCGUGCCACAGAUCCGCUACAUCUGCCUGGACGUGGCCAACGGUUACUCUGAGCAUUUCGUCCAGUUCUUGAGCGAUUUGCGGAAGAAGUUCCCUCAUCACACCAUCAUGGCCGGGAACGUCGUGACAGGAGAAAUGGUGGAGGAGCUCAUCCUGUCGGGAGCCGACAUCAUCAAAGUGGGCAUCGGACCAGGCUCCGUUUGUACCACCCGGAAGAAGACCGGAGUGGGUUACCCUCAACUCAGUGCCGUCAUGGAGUGCGCAGACGCGGCCCAUGGCCUCGGAGGACACAUCAUUUCGGACGGAGGCUGCCAAUGCCCAGGGGAUGUGGCCAAAGCUUUCGGCGCUGGUGCAGACUUUGUGAUGGUGGGGGGCAUGUUGGCGGGACACACCGAAUCCGGGGGGAACCUGAUUGAAAAAGAAGGCAAGCAAUACAAGCUUUUUUACGGCAUGAGCUCCGAGGUGUCCAUGAAGAAAUACGCCGGAGGGGUGGCCGAAUAUCGGGCAUCGGAAGGCAAGGUGGUGGAAGUGCCCUUCAAGGGGGACGUGGAGCACACCCUGAGGGACAUCCUGGGGGGCAUCCGCUCCACCUGUACCUACGUGGGGGCCGCCAAGCUGAAGGAGCUCAGCCGCAGGACCACGUUCAUCCGCGUCACCCAGCAAGUCAACCCCAUCUUUGGCGGGGAGGAUCAACCUUAGGAUUCAACCCUCCUCUCCCCCCCCCCCCCGCUCCCUUCCCCACCAGGUAGCCUCACCUGUGCCCAACCCCGCCCCUCCUCCAAUAACCCAGAUGCCAAUCAAAGCAGGGUGGCUUGAUUGGUUCUUCGGUGGUAGAGAAGCCCUCCAUCUCCUUUAGAUCGUCGGCUUAUUCCAAGCGCAGCAACUUUCUCGCACUUUUCCAUUCCGCGGAUGGCGGAAUUCCUGCCAAUAGCGCUGAUGCCGUUCCCUAGUCGGGUCGUGAAACGUCGGCAAGGAAAGCACCAAGCUCAGAGGGCACCAAGGAUCCCACGAUCCUCCUCCCACACUCCCUUCUAGCACUGAUGAUGUUCCCUAGUUGGGUUGUAAAACGUCGG